GCAUCACGGGUGAGUUUCUAACAACGUCAGAUCGCUGUUCUCCCGUCCUUCCGCCAUAUCGCCCAUGCCGCUACUUUCUACCAGCAUAUAGAGUCCCUCCGCUAGUGUCUUGCUUUUUCCCUCAGCCUGGUGGCAGGAGCUCCUUUCUCCUCCUUACUCUGUCAUCUCCGUCCGUUCCUUUUCUUCGUUCCCUGAUUUCCUUGCCACCUGUGCACCGGAUCCAUCUUGGGAUUGCUCUGCCUGUAAGGCGAGAUUGCGAGAAGAUGGGGCAGACAAGGAAGGAGGUCGUAUUGGCGCUGGACUCUAGGUUCACAAGCAUGAUGACGGACCAAAGAAGCUCGAGAACUCCAUGCUGCAUUGCUAUCUCAACCAAGAGGACUUGGUGGAGGAAGGAAAGGAGGAAGAGAAGAAGGAGAAACUGAGUAACAUGUUUGUCCUGAUUACCGUAAAAAACAGGUUUGUCCUGAUCAUUCAACUCCUCCUCCAUCUGUUUCUCAAAAAUCUUUACUAUGCCUGCCUAAGACGGUAGGAGAUUUGCCAAUGUAAGUUUCUGAUUGGCUCAAAGAUGCUGAAGUCCUUUUCCUAUUUCUGGAAGUCCUUGAGAAUCAUGUCUGGUCACUCAUCCUCUCGUAUAAAGCCUUACAUCAAGUGAAUCAGUUGUUGUAUUUGUCGGUGUUUUGGGUCCGACCGCACACCCGGGGUUGCCCCUCAAGGUGCUUUUAGGAGUAGGACGGUGUUGUCAACUGUAGUUCAAUGGUUCGUGCUAGUUGCACGAGAGACGGUGGACAAUGAUUUACAGGUUCGGGCCGCUUUGAAGUGCGUAACACCCUACGUCCUGGCGAGAAUGUUGUAUAUGGUGAGUUACAAGGUGAUUCUCUAAUGCGUAGGAAGCUGGGGUGGACGGCUAAGUGGUGAGUUCGAUUCUUUCUGGAGGGGUGCCCCCUAGGCCUUAUAUACUCGACCGUGGGGCAAUACAUGCAAAUAUGAUAAUCACGUGCACCUAAGAAAUAGUAGACCGAUUGAGUCUAUCUUCCUAUAGUUCCGCCGACCCAUCUUCGCUCGGUUCGUUGUACGGGCCUUCAGCGCGAGAAGAUCGGGUCUCUGUUGUGAUUACUCGCUCGAGAUCAUUGUGCCGUCUAAGCUUGUUCCGACCCAGCCUUAUGUCGAUCUGCUUCACUGGUCGUUCCUCCACAAGCCCACGAAGGGAUGACCUUACGACUUAUUGGACCCUUGGGCCUUUCGUGAGGUCUUUUAUCCUUCCAGUGGACCCAGGGGAUAUCUGUCCCCCACAAGCCCCCGAUCUUUGGGUUGAUUUUGAAAUAAUCGGCCCAGAGAUCCUAAGUCCAGCUUGCGGUCUUUGUUUGUAACAGGAAGUACUUUCUGGGUAAUCUAGUAACAACGAUUUCUUACUGUCUCCUUCUGCUUUUAUCACUUGAAAAUUGGUGUUCUGUCUUAGACUUUUGCUUCGGAGGUCAGCAUUUCGUACUGCGGGACUUCGAACUUCAUUGGGUGCACCAAAGGUGCACCCAAUGGGUGUAGCCCCCGAGCUUCGAGUGGAUUUUUUGAAAAUAAUCCACUCGAAGGUCUUCACUUUGAGUAUUAUCAGAAGUCACCUUCAUCUUCCACUUGUAUUUUGUCGGAGGUUAACCUUGCAUUGAUCUUACCCUAUGCUUUAGAGGUCAGCAUUGUCUUGAUCCGAGAUAAUGAUUCAAUGGGUGUAGCCCCCGAGCUUCGAGUGGAUUUUUGAAAAUAAUUCACUCGAAGAUCUUCAUUUUAUGCCUUUUUCCAGUGAUCUUCUUCCCUUUUUGCCGGAUGCCUUGGAGGUCAGCACUAUGUUAUUGAUAUUAUGCUUUAGAUAUCAGCGUAUAUUUUGUCUUUGAGGCCGAGUUUGUGAUCUGCUCAUAUCUUGCUAGGCGGUGCAAUUUAUUUGAUCUGUGACUGAUUGGACGUUCGACAGGUGACCCUUGGCUAGUCUUUGUUAUCACUUCUUGCUUCAAUGCUUCUGUCGAUUAGACUUGUACCUUGUUGGCUAUAUAGCUUUCCUUUGAUCCUUGUUGAUAUCUCACUUUUGUCUUGAAAUAUUCAUUGCACGUGCUGCACGGAUGUGACAGUUUUGAAAAAUAUACUGGUAUUUCCUGGGCGUCCCCCCAAUGGGUGUAGGCAAGGGACGGCUUGGUACAGAGUGUUUUAGCAAACUGUCUCUGAGUAGUAACUUGAUGUGACCGCGGGUGUAAUCAUAUCGCCCGCGCAGUUGACUGGAGUCCCAAUGGGUGUUGUGUUGCGUGAAACGGCGUCAGCCGCCUGGCGUGUCUUCAGACGGUUUGAAUUGCAUAUUCAAUUUUUGCGACUGUUCAGUCGCCAUGGUAGGAGGUGAGCGGUUGCCUCCUUCUUCUAUAAAUAGUGUUCUUGCUUCCCCGGCAUUUUCACAUCUCUUACUGCUCUCUGCUGCUUGCUCUCUUCUUCCUCCUUCCUUUCCACCAUGGGCAAGAGUAAGAAGGGUAGCAGUUCCUCGCCUCGCUCUGGUGAUAAGCGCAAACGUGAGCCGACUCCUCCCUCGGAGGACUUCGGCAACUCGGAGUACUCGGAGGAGGAGUUCUCCUCCGAGUCCGAGGGGUCUCCGGCCCCCGCCUCUCCCCCGGCGUCGUCUGAUGAUUCAGACGACUCCCAGGGGAUUGCCGCGGAGGCCUGGACCUACAUCCGGGCCGUCGAGCGCGCCGAGCUCGAGGGCUCGGAUGAGUCGGAGUACUCCUCAGACGAGGAGGACUCCUCGGACUCGUCCGAGGAGGGCAGCGGCGGCGAUGGCGGAGACAACGAUGACGACGGAGGCGACAGCGACGGCAGCGGCAAGGACAGUGACGGCAGCGGCGAGGGCGGCAACGGCGGCGGCAAGGGCAGCAGCAGGGGCAGCAACCAGGCCAGUGGCUAAAUGCCACUGGUUUUUAGAUAUUAGUAUAGAUUAGUAGUAGAAAUAGUAUUAGUGAAAUAACGUAGUAGUAGUAGUAUAGAAUAGUGUAAUGUAACGUAGUAGUAGUGGUAGGGAAGUAUCAACUCAUAACGAGUUGAUUUGUAAGUUCUGUAACUUCCCUUUCAUGAAGAAUGAUAUAGUCUCUCCCUGUGUUAA
Molecule: messenger RNA, 3121 nt
Organism: Zea mays
Lineage: Eukaryota; Viridiplantae; Streptophyta; Magnoliopsida; Poales; Poaceae
Product: dentin sialophosphoprotein-like
Exons: 2
Coding region: 2480-2926 (148 amino acids)
Source: RefSeq, a predicted model, not a curated record